This is a messenger RNA of Onthophagus taurus, 1876 nucleotides long. RefSeq lists its product as uncharacterized. Lineage: Eukaryota; Metazoa; Arthropoda; Insecta; Coleoptera; Scarabaeidae. The record is from RefSeq and is a predicted model, not a curated record.
UACAAACCGAGGACAAUGACGAAAAUUCUGCAAAUAGCCGUUGUGUGUCUUUUUAUCGUCGCUUCCAUUCAGGGGCGUCGAUUGAAAAGAGCCUCACUUAAGUAUGCCAUUUAUGCAUGUCGUCUUGACUGUGAUGGAAAGGAAAAUACUGUAUCUACUAAUCCUUCUCAAUCUACACAACCUUCUAUAGUAACAGAAUCUUCUGCAAAUACAGAAUCUUCUGAAGGAACAACACCUUCUGAAGGAACAACACCUUCUAAAGGAACAACACCUUCUGGAGAAACAACAUCUUCUGAAGAAACAACACCUUCUGAAGAAACAACACCUUCUGGAGAAACAACAUCUUCUGAAGAAACAACACCUUCUGAAGAAACAACAUCUUCUGAAGAAACAACACCUUAUGAAGAAACAACACCUUCUGAAACAACACCUUCUGAAGAAACAACACCUUCUGAAGAAACAACACCUUCUGAAGAAACAACACCUUCUGAAGGAACAACACCUUCUGUAAAUACAGAACCUUCAGUACCUACAACACCUACUGAAUGUACCCCAUCAGCUGACUCGAACGCCACAGAUUGUGAGAAUGAAAAAAAUGUUAUAUUGAUAUGGGUGCAAAUAACACAAAAUAUGCAAUGUGACAUAGGCAAUACCCUAAGAUCUUUCUUCACUGUGGUCUUCACUUCUAAAAUCAAAGCAUUAGUAGCUAUUAGAAAUGUAUUGGUCAACGGAUAUACAGAACUAACAAAUUCAGCCGUAAUACAAUUGAAAGCAUCAUUGACGGUGAUUCUUGGAGCAAGAUUUAAUGUCACCUCUAGUUUGAAGUCUAUACUUACGUCUGGAGUAUCAAGUGGACUUGAUUUUGCGAAUAAACUUGCCGCGGGAUUAAACGAAAAUAAAGACGUUUCUAUUACUAUUUCUCAAUUUUUCGGUUUCUUUUCUCGAAGUUCUGGAAGUAGCUCUAUUCCAUGCAUUUGCAAUGCUAUAAAUUCUUUCAAACAAAUCACUCCUUCUGAUCUAUCAAGUGUACUGACUUCCGCACUGAAUAAGACUUUAGGUAUCUUUGGUGGUAGUGGUGGUGUCAUUGUUGGAGGUGGCGGUAGCAGUGGAGGUGACGGUAGCAUUGGAGGUGACGGUAGCAUUGGAGGUGGCGGUAGCAGUGGAGGUGACGGUAGCAUUGGAGGUGACGGUAGCAUUGGAGGUGGCGGUAGCAGUGGAGGUGACGGUAGCAUUGGAGGUGACGGUAGCAUUGGAGGUGGCGGUAGCAGUGGAGGUGACGGUAGCAUUGGAGGUGACGGUAGCAUUGGAGGUGGCGGUAGCAGUGGAGGUGACGGUAGCAUUGGAGGUGGCGGUACCAUUGAAGGUGGCAGUAGCAUUGAAAGUGGCGGUAGCAUUGGAGGUGGCGGUAGCAGUGGAGGUAGCGGUGGCAUUGGAGGUGGCGGUAGCUUUGGAGGUAGCGGUAGCAUUGGAGGUGGCGUUACCAGUGGUUUUGGCCAACAUAUUGUAUCAGAUAACAGACACCAUCACAACAAAAAGCACCAUCACACCGCUAAUAAAAAACACCAUCACAAGCAAGAACACAACAAAAAACACCACCAUCACGAAAAGAAACACAACGAGGCUAAGAAACAUCAUCAUCAGAAUAAACACCAUCAACACCAAACCCGUCACCAUCACAAAAAAGCACAUAGAGGACAACACGAAAAACAACAAGAAUAAAAAGAAAAAUUACAACGACCGAAACUUCGAUGACGAACUUGGCGAUGACCACGGAUUUAGCUAACUAAAACAUAUGUCUUAACCCGAAUUCUGUAUUCCUAAUCGUAAGGUUGCUUCUAAUUUAUAAUAAAUGCACGACGAACAUUCCAAAAAUGAA